This is a messenger RNA of Mytilinidion resinicola, 1656 nucleotides long. RefSeq lists its product as uncharacterized. The record is from RefSeq and is a predicted model, not a curated record. The transcript has 3 exons. Gene Ontology annotation, molecular function: mRNA binding. The annotation marks the transcript as partial. Lineage: Eukaryota; Fungi; Ascomycota; Dothideomycetes; Mytilinidiales; Mytilinidiaceae.
GGGGAAAUUGCCUCCAUGGCCUCCAGAACGUCGUCCAUCAAGCGCCCGCCCGUGGACCAGCCCGCCGCCCAAGUGCAUCAUAUCCCGACGAAGCCGGCCUCUGCCACGCGCGCUAAUCCUUGGCCGUGCUCUGAGCGCACUUCAGUCAGCGUUCUCGUCAUCCUCGUGCAGCCACGGUGCCACGGCCGCCUUCACCUCGACCAGCAGCCCUCCUGCCUCCGAGCCCUCACCACCAGGCCGUGCGCCGGUUGUCCCCAUCCUUCUGCGCUGCUCCACCACUCACGCCCGGUCCGUCCUGUGACAGCCGUCUGCUGUCCUGCCGAGUCGCCGAUCUGGGCCGCGUCGUAAGUCGCCAACCUCCAAAACUUAGCCCGCCCGUUCAUCAUGUCCUCGUACGCCUCGCCAUCAGGUCGCAACUCUGCCUCGCCACACCCGUCGCUGCCCGCGCGCCCGCCGCCGUCUUCGAAUCAUCAUGUCUUCAAGCCGACAGGCAGCAAUGGAGCCGCGACCUUCUUCAAGCCGCGCACCGUAGGCCCUCCGCCGCCCAUCGUGUCUACCGCACCAUCCCCCAUCUACGGAGUCUCCCAGCCAUCCUACUCUGCCGGUGGGUAUCAGACAGCUCCUUACCCGGGCCGAGCUCAAUACUAUCAACAGCAGCCUGAGCCGUUCGUGCCAGCCACUCCCCACAUCGUCAACCCGUUUCCCCUUCCUGGCCAGGGACCACACGCGCGCGCCGGCUACGACCCUGAGACCGAGGCUCAAAUUGCGCAGUGGCAGAGCGCCUACGUGUCCAACAAAGAUGACGGAAAGGCCACCGGCAAGAGUGGCCGCGGCGAGGGUCUCUUAUCCGCCGGCGGUGCAAACGCGAUCCCGCUGGGUGGCCGUUCUGGAACCCACACUCCAUUCGAGGGCGCGACGGUUGAAGCAGGCCCAGUGCUGAACUCUGCUGACGGAGUUGCUGCUGCCAAACCGAAGACCGUGAUCCGCACCGGAGGGGGGAAGACUUGGCAGGACGAUACUCUCCUUCAGUGGGACCCCAACCACCCACGAAUCUUUGUCGGAAAUCUUGCGGGCGAAGUCACCGAUGACUCUCUCCUGAAGGCCUUCUCCAAGUAUGGCUCCGUCCAGAAGGCUCGCGUCGUCCGGGACAAUCGCACCAACAAGAGCAAAGGAUUCGGCUUCGUCAGCUUUAGCAACACGGACGACUUCUUCAAUGCGGCCAAGGAUAUGAACGGAAAGUACAUCGGCAGCCACCCGGUGCAGAUCAAGCGCGCCAAUACCGAGAUCAAAGUGUCAGCCGUUCCCGACAAGAAGCAGAAGAACGGAAGACAUGGAAAGCAAGGCGGAGGUCGGCAGACCACGGGCGCCGGCGUCCAGAAGCCCCAGCAGCCGGCGCAGAAACACAAGCUCGGACCACGCAUGCUAGGCUAGUCUUUGCUAUCUUGUGGUUCAUUUACCGCAACCACUUUUCAACGUCAAGAGGCAUGUGGGCCGGCGUUCGGGGAGAUACCAAUGAUUAUAAAUGUCACCUACCAGGGGUGUCUACCAAUAAGACACAAAACGAAACCUUCCUUGUAUACUCAGUCAUGAAUAGCUGACCGGAAGAUUCACGCCGACCAUCUACUCUAGGGUGGUCGCGUUUCUCAAGCGACGGAC